CUCUGCGGCCUGUGCGGGGCGCAGGCUGAGGAGCUACCGGGCGUGCUGCGGAUGUAUAAGGAGUAUCGGGGCGGCACGGCCCGGCGGGCGGCAGGAUUAAGCCAGCUGCCCUUUGAUCCUGCCACUAACAACGGACCUCUGCAGUUUACCAACACAACUGGCCCUCUGGUUUCUGAAAGUGCAGUUGAGAAUGGAGGGGAGUCAAGCAAGAAGAGAAAGAGAACAAACAUUCCUGCAACAGAUGGUGUUAGAAAUCUGAAUGCAGACUCCACCCCAAUGGGCUUGCCUAUGUCGGACCUCACUGCAUGGGCCACUGCGAUGAACAAUCUAGGGAUGGCACCGAUGGGAAUGUCAGGGCAGCCACUGCUGCCUGACUUUGACCCUGCACUUGGAAUGAUGACGGGAAUCCCACCUAUCAACCCCAUGAUGCCUGGCUUGGGGAUAGUUCCACCACCUAUUCCUCCAGAUAUGCCAGCAGUGAAGGAGAUUAUUCACUGCAAAAGCUGCACCCUUUUCCCACCCAACCCAAAUCUUCCUCCUCCUGCAACAAGAGAGAGGCCCCCAGGGUGCAAGACGGUGUUUGUAGGAGGACUGCCAGAAAACGGGACCGAGCAGAUCAUUGUGGAGGUUUUUGAGCAGUGUGGAGAGAUCAUAGCUAUUCGGAAGAGUAAAAAGAACUUCUGCCACAUCCGCUUUGCUGAGGAAUUCAUGGUGGACAAGGCGCUCUAUCUCUCUGGUUAUCGCAUCAGGCUAGGCUCCAGCACUGACAAAAAGGAUACCGGACGCCUCCAUGUGGACUUUGCUCAAGCUCGGGAUGAUCUGUAUGAGUGGGAGUGUAAGCAGCGGAUGCUGGCACGAGAGGAGCGCCAUCGUAGAAGAAUGGAGGAGGAGAGAUUCUGUCCUCCUUCUCCACCCCCUGUUGUCCACUACUCUGACCACGAGUGCAGCAUUGUUGCUGAAAAGCUGAAAGAUGAUUCCAAGUUCUUGGAAGCAGUGCAGACCUUGGUGACCUGGAUAGAACGUGGGGAAGUGAACAGGCGGAGUGCAAACAACUUCUACUCCAUGAUCCAGUCAGCUAACAGUCACAUUCGCAGAUUGAUGAACGAGAAAGCAGCCCAUGAGAAAGAGAUGGAGGAAGCUAAGGAGAAGUUUAAGCUUGCUCUCUCAGGGAUUCUAGUUCAGUUUGAGCAGAUAGUGGCUGUGUACCAUUCCGCCUCCAAACAAAAGGCUUGGGACCAUUUCACGAAAGCUCAGCGUAAGAACAUCAGCGUGUGGUGCAAACAAGCCGAGGAAAUCCGCAACAUUCAUAAUGAUGAACUCAUGGGUAUUCGAAGAGAAGAGGAAAUGGAAAUGUCUGACGAUGAGCUAGAAGAUCCUUCAGAGACAAAAGAAACAGAAGAAUCAGCACUGAUAUCCCAGGCAGAGGCCCUAAAGGAGGAAAAUGACAGUUUGCGCUGGCAGCUGGAUGCCUACAGGAAUGAGGUGGAGCUGUUAAAGCAAGAGCAGGGUAAAGCGAACAGAGAUGAAGACACAACUAGAGAGCAGCAGUUAAAACUCCUCCAGCAAGCUUUACAGGGAAUGCAGCAGCAUCUUCUGAAAUUGCAAGAGGAAUACAAAAAACGAGAAGCCGAGCUAGAAAAAGUGAAGGAAGACAAAGUACAAAUGGAAAUGUUGUUAGAAACCCUGAAGGAGCAGCAAGAGAUGGCAGAUGAAGAGGACAAGGAGAGAGACGUGGCUGAUAAUCAAGGAAAUGAGAGCAGUACUUACAGGAUCUGUGCAUCUAGCCAGGAGAAGGAGUGCCCACUUGAGAGGACCCUGAGCUGUAGCCCUGUCAAAUCUGAACGAGAAGCUUUAUUAGUAGGUAUAAUUUCAACAUUUCUUCAUGUUCACCCAUUUGGAGCAAGCAUAGAGUACAUCUGUUCCUACUUACAGCGGCUCGACACCAAGAUUUGUCCCACUGAAGUGGAAGUUCUGAUGAGCAGACUGCAGCACACCUUCAAACAAGAGCUGAGUGGAGUUGGGGCUAGCCUGGAGAAAAGAUGGAAAUUUUGUGGCUUUGAUGGACUGAAAAUGACUUGA
Molecule: messenger RNA, 2079 nt
Organism: Emys orbicularis (European pond turtle)
Lineage: Eukaryota; Metazoa; Chordata; Testudines; Emydidae
Gene: ENOX2
Product: ecto-NOX disulfide-thiol exchanger 2
Exons: 15
Coding region: 52-2079 (675 amino acids)
Biological process (GO): ultradian rhythm
Cellular component (GO): external side of plasma membrane; plasma membrane
Molecular function (GO): RNA binding; oxidoreductase activity
Source: RefSeq, a predicted model, not a curated record